GUAAAAAAAUAAAAAACGAAAAAGAAAGAAAGAUGGCUGCAGUAGUUAAAGUUGAAAAGACUGGUGAAUUUGAUCAAUUGCUAACGAAUGCUGGCAGCUAUCUGGUUGUUGUUCACUUCUCGGCACCAUGGGCUCCACAGUGUCAACAAAUGCACGAUGUCAUGACAGAAUUGUUGAAGGAUCCAGAGCUGAGCAAUGUCAAGUUCCUGGAGAUUGAUGCAGAAGGACUGGCAGAAAUUUCACAAAAGUAUCAAGUAAUAGCUGUACCAACAUGUGUAUUUUUUAAGAACAAGGCACAGAUUGACCGACUGGAUGGUGCAAAAGCAGCAGAACUAACUAAAAAGGUUAAACAACUUGCAUCCGGGGGGAGUGACGCUUUGUCGUCGCCUGCACCACCUACCAAGGAGGAUCUUAAUACAAGACUGAAGACCCUCAUCUCAGCAGCCCCUAUCAUGCUGUUCAUAAAAGGGACACCGGAGGAACCGAGAUGUGGAUUUAGCCGUCAGCUUAUACAAAUUCUGAAUGAUAAGAACAUCAACUAUAGCACCUUCAACAUACUGGCAGAUAAGGAGAUCCGACAAGGUUUAAAGACGUACUCCAACUGGCCCACCUAUCCACAGGUGUACUGCAGUGGUGAACUGGUCGGAGGUCUGGACAUCAUUAAAGAGUUGGUGGAAACUGGUCAGCUCGAGUCAGAACUAAAAGCUGGAGGGGACAACAACUUGGAAGAAAGAUUAAAGUCCCUUGUCAAGCAGUCUGAUGUUAUGGUGUUUAUGAAAGGAUGUCCCGAAGCUCCCAGGUGUGGUUUCAGCAAAACGCUUGUUGGUAUUCUUGGAGAAACCGGCGUACAGUACAAGACGUUUGAUAUCUUAACUGACGAAGAAGUUCGACAAGGCUUGAAGAAGUUCUCAAAUUGGCCCACCUACCCUCAGGUUUAUGUUAAAGGAGAGCUUAUUGGUGGCCUCGACAUAAUUAAGGAACUAAAAGAAGGGGGAGAACUGGAGAGCACGCUAAAGGGAGGAAACUGAACAGUAUUAGUGUUCAAUAUAAAGACUGUACAUGUUUUAUCAUCGAAAUGGUCGACCGGAAGCAUUAUGAAGGGAAAAUCAAAUUCAACAACUUGCUUCACUGAAUUUUUUUUUUUGUGUGGUCAAAUUCGUAGAUUAAAAGAUACUUGAUCGUGGACAAACAUCUGUUGGAUAAUAAAACAAGACUAUACUUUAUUCAGAAAGAACAUAUAAGUAUCGUAGAGUAAUCAAUAGUCGCGCACGUCACAUUUUUUCUAAAGCUCACGAGCAUGUGCGAACCAGUGACGUCACAUUUAUCAACAAAUGAUAACACAAAACUUCCUGGUCCAUUAACAGAAUGUCUAAAAAUUAAUGAAAAACAUUUUGAUAUGUGAUUUACAUCAUUUGUUUUUUCAUCAGUGAAAACUUAGUUUUCUACAAUACCAAAUAUAAGGGUCCAGAGACGGAAAUUGCCGAACAUGGAAUGUGCAACUAUUUGUUACGUUUUACGUAGCACGCCAGAAAUGGGUGCUAUUGAAAAACUUGCUUUGGCAAAUGAAUUUGACAGUAAAUGUUAAUAACAAAUAAUGUGUUAUAUACAGCAAAGGACUAUUUAAGUAAAUAAUGUUUGUUUUAUUUCUUUUUGGUUACACAUGUUUACUUUACUGUUUGUUCUUACGUGCAUGACUGUUGAUUACCGGUACUCCAGGAUAUAUUAAAAUGAGUAUGCUAUGAAAAUAGACUUGUUUUUAUGUUUUAACAAGUUUAAAUUAAAAACAAAUACAACCCAC
Molecule: messenger RNA, 1798 nt
Organism: Gigantopelta aegis
Lineage: Eukaryota; Metazoa; Mollusca; Gastropoda; Neomphalida; Peltospiridae
Product: glutaredoxin 3-like
Exons: 10
Coding region: 33-1028 (331 amino acids)
Source: RefSeq, a predicted model, not a curated record